Molecule: messenger RNA, 975 nt
Organism: Pelobates fuscus (common spadefoot toad)
Lineage: Eukaryota; Metazoa; Chordata; Amphibia; Anura; Pelobatidae
Product: adenosine receptor A1-like
Exons: 2
Coding region: 1-975 (324 amino acids)
Biological process (GO): adenylate cyclase-inhibiting serotonin receptor signaling pathway; chemical synaptic transmission; G protein-coupled receptor signaling pathway, coupled to cyclic nucleotide second messenger
Cellular component (GO): plasma membrane; dendrite
Molecular function (GO): serotonin binding; neurotransmitter receptor activity; G protein-coupled serotonin receptor activity
Source: RefSeq, a predicted model, not a curated record
AUGAAUCUCCUGGUUUGUGUCACUGUAUGCCUGCACAAGGAGCUGAGGUCGGCCACCAAUUUCCUUCUCGUGAGCUUAGCAGCUGCAGACAUUGGCGUUGGAGCUCUGGCUAUCCCUUUCUCCAUCAUUCUGAGCAUGGAGUACAUGUUCAGCUUCUACACCUGCCUCUUCAUCACCUGCUUUCCACUGGUCACCACUCAAUUCUCCAUUCUCCUUCUUCUGCUCAUCGCAAUUAACACCCAUCUGAAGAUCCGACUUCCAAACAGCUAUUCACUGUACGUGACAAAUCGGAGUCUGAUUCUGGCUGUCAUUGUUUGUUUCUUCAUCUCCUGUCUUGUCGGCUUCUCUCCAAUGAUGGGGUGGAACCAGUUUCAGCAGUAUGUGGGUAGAAACGGGUCCUCGUCUGUUUCUGAGAGAAUUUUGCAAUUUUACCCUAUUCACCGCAACACAAGGAGCAUCGCCAAGGCUUAUUUCAGAAACAAUGAGGUCUCUCGUAGCAACAAUACCCAAGGAAAUAAUCUGGGUUCCUGUACUCUGACUGCUGUGUUUAGCCCAGAGUAUUUGGUCUACUUUGUGUUCUUUGGAUGCACCCUGCUGCCCCUGUGCCUCAUGUUGGCCAUCUACGCGGAUCUCUUCAGGGUGGUCCGAGGUCACUUGAGAUCACCUAAGAAGUGGGAAUCACAUAUGGCAUGGACCCUUCUUCUCCUGGUGGGGAUAUUCUGCUUAUGCUGGAUUCCACUCAAUGCCAUCAAUAGUCUCAGGCUUCUGUGUCAUUCCUGCAUUGUCCCUGAGCAGGUUAUAUGCCUGGCUGUGCUGUUGUCACACAUGAAUUCUUUUGCUAACCCCCUGGUCUAUGCCUUGAGGAAAAAGGAUUUUGGUGCUGCCUUAAGAUCGGUGUUCUUACGCUUUAUAAACUGUUGGCCAUCGCAUAAAGUCUGCUGCAACCGAGGAAAGGUUUAUCCUCAGUGUGAUUGA